Molecule: messenger RNA, 1569 nt
Organism: Fomitiporia mediterranea MF3/22
Lineage: Eukaryota; Fungi; Basidiomycota; Agaricomycetes; Hymenochaetales; Hymenochaetaceae
Product: cofactor-independent phosphoglycerate mutase
Exons: 6
Coding region: 1-1569 (522 amino acids)
Biological process (GO): glucose catabolic process
Cellular component (GO): cytoplasm
Molecular function (GO): manganese ion binding
Source: RefSeq, a predicted model, not a curated record
AUGGCCCAGGUCAAGGAAAAAGUCUGUUUGAUUGUUCACGAUGGUUGGGGAAUCGCGCCAGAGAAACAUAUGAAGGGCGAUGCCAUUGACGCUGGCACAACGACAAACAUGGAUACUAUCUCAAAAGAUCACAGUCAUCGCCAACUUUGUGCGCAUGGAAUUGCUGUCGGGCUUAAUGAAGGUCUUAUGGGUAACUCGGAAGUCGGACAUUUGAACAUCGGUGCAGGGCGCAUCGUGUGGCAAGAUAUCGUACGCAUCGACCAAUCGAUAAAGAAGCGUCAGUUCCACAAGACGGACCAGAUCCUCGACGCUUGCAAACGUGCCAAGGAGGGUAACGGCCGCUUGCAUCUACUCGGACUUAUAUCCGAUGGGGGUGUACACUCACAUAUUAGACAUUUGUUCGCUUUGUUAGAGACUGCGAAAGAGCAGGGCGUACCAAAAACCUUUGUGCACUUCUUUGGUGACGGACGCGACACUGCACCAGAAUCUAGUGCCGGUUAUGCGAAGCAGCUCAAGGAGUUUCUCGAGAAAGAGCAAUAUGGUGAAUUUUCAACGAUAAUCGGGCGCUACUAUGCUAUGGACCGGGACAAGCGAUGGGAACGCAUCAAGAUUGCUGUUGAUGGCUUGGUCAGAGGUGAAGGCGAGAAAGCCGAAGAUCCAGUCCAGGCAAUCGAGGACCGAUACAAGAAGGGUGAAACCGACGAAUUCUUGAAGCCUAUUAUUAUCAGUGAUGAAGGGAGAAUCAAAGACGGCGACACCCUUUUCUUCUUCAACUAUCGGUCUGAUCGUAUGCGCGAGAUUGUCACUGUGUUUGGUCUUGAUGAGAAGCCUUUGGAAGUCGAUGUACCAAAAGAUCUCGGUAUCACGACGAUGUCGCGUUACAACGUCGAUUUCCCGUUCCCAGUCGCCUUCCCUCCACAGGCAAUGACAGACGUAUUGGCAGAAACACUUUCGAAACAAGGCGCCAAGCAGGCACACGUUGCAGAAACAGAGAAAUACGCUCACGUUACGUUCUUCUUCAACGGUGGUGUAGAGAAGCAGUUCGAGAACGAGGAGCGACACAUGAUUCCAUCUCCGAAAGUUCCGACUUACGACAAGCAGCCCGAGAUGAGCGUUCAGGGCGUCGCGGACAAGGUUGCUGAGCUUGUGAAGAAAAAGGAACAUGAAUUCAUCAUGUGCAACUUUGCUCCGCCAGACAUGGUUGGUCAUACUGGUGUGUAUGAAGCAGCUGUGGAAGCGAUCACUGCAACGGAUGCGGCAGUUGGUACGGUGUACAAGGCCUGUCAGGAAGCGGGAUAUAUUCUGCUCAUCACAGCAGACCACGGAAACGCGGAACAGAUGAUCAACCCUGAGACUGGCGAGCCGCAUACCGCGCAUACUACGAAUAAGGUCCCGUUCAUUAUGACUGGCGAACCGGAGAAAUACGGAUUCGUUGAGGACAAGGAGGGUGAAGAUGAAGAGGCUGGAGCACUUUGUGAUGUCGCCCCGACUAUCCUGGAUUUGAUGGGUUUGGAGAAACCACAGGGUAAACGUCCUUUCGUUGUUAUUGCGAUUCAGAUUCUGACUUAG